Microdochium trichocladiopsis is the source of this 5470-nucleotide messenger RNA. Its product is annotated as nucleoporin Nup186/Nup192/Nup205. The transcript is spliced from 6 exons. The record is from RefSeq and is a predicted model, not a curated record. Bases 211 to 5271 code for a protein of 1686 amino acids. Gene Ontology annotation, cellular component: nuclear pore inner ring; nuclear pore. Gene Ontology annotation, molecular function: structural constituent of nuclear pore. Gene Ontology annotation, biological process: nuclear pore organization. NCBI's taxonomy places the organism in Eukaryota, Fungi, Ascomycota, Sordariomycetes, Xylariales, Microdochiaceae.
CAAACACUAUUGCACCCAUCACGCACACCGACCCGUCCCGACCGCGACGCCGAGCACGACUUUGACCUUUUCGACAGGGAUUUCCCUCCGAGACCGAGCACAUCCUUCUCUAUCGGUCAGAAGGGUCACAGCUACGAGCGCGUCGGAGGCGCCGCCCUUUGCUUGCAGCACGACCAUGCUAUAGGAUAGCGGAGCUUGCACUUCUUCACGAUGGCCGAGGGAGGACUGUGGGAGGCCUUACAGGCUCUUCAUAGAGAUCUUGUGUUGGCUACCGAGACAAAUAGGGAAGAAGGCGAGGAGCGGCGGCGGUAUCCUCUGGGUCAGAUCGUACAGGCGCCAUUGCUCGACGAGCUCGCUGGUCGUUUUCGGACAUUGCUCGACAAACCGUCACGCUCCCAAGGCAGUCGAGAUGCGGUCCUGUCAGGCAAACUCGUUCUAUCCGAGACAGAAUGGACAUUGAACAAGGACUUCCAGGAGAUCGCCCUCCAAGUCGCCGAUGAGCUCGAUUUGGACGAAAAACAGGCAGCCGCACUGGUCCUCGAGUCGGAAGAGUACGAAAAGGAGCUUGGGAGGUCAAGACAGGAGAGCGCCAUUAUUCGUUUUCAUCAACAACGGCUUUAUCUUCUCAGCUGCAUGCGUCUUCUCCUUGACCUUACCAAAGGCGACGAUCAUGGCGACGACGACGACGAGAUUACCAGCCAGCUCAGAGAAUAUGUCGACGCCAACAUCCUCCGAGGGAGCACACAGGGCGCCGGGACAACUGGCAAGGCCACACGCUUCGUGCCUGCAUGCAUCACUGCCAUGCGCGACAUCAAGACUUGGUUGUCUAAGCUGGUUGAAAGGGCGGCAGGCGCUUCCGUCAUUGGCUUCAACUCUGAUUCCCAAAGUCUUGAGACGCACGAGUUUCAGCGUGUCAGUCUUGUACAGCAACAUGAGCUUCUGUCUAGCAUCCUCUGCUAUGCAAUUGAAAGAAGGAAAGCUAGCGAAGAGGACUUUUCCGACUUUGUCAUCGCCUUGAGACGGGUGGACAAAUAUGACUUCUCACUGGUGCACCAAAUGCCCAUCCUUGGCACCUUCAUCACGGUAUUCGGUUCGACUGAAGGCAGUGGGUACGUCGAGCAGGCAAGAAAGCUCAACGACGUCGUUUGCGGUCCGCCCGAUGACGCCGCCCGGCUCACCUACCUCGGCGCCGCGAUUAGAGCGUGGUGGGUGGCAGAAUACAGCGGAUGGUAUCUCGAAGAUGCUCCUGGCUCUGUACUGGCAGGCGUCAAUGUUGAUGCUGAGGAUCGCGAACGAUCAAAAAUAUUUACAGAAGCCCUCAGAGACGGGGCAUUCGACUUUCUGCUUGCACUUGUUGCAGACGCCACAACCUCCGAAUGGCAGGAUCCCGCGCGUGCGCGCUUGUGUACCUGGCUGAGAAGUCGAACGCCUGCCUUGCCGCCAGACACUGUUCCUUUCUCCGACUUCCUCCAAAACCAGCUCAAAGUCAAACUUGACGCCUUCGUGGAUGCCUUCAUUUCCAAUAUGCCGGAUGUUUUAAGACGACUGCGGUCUGAGGAGGACGAACAGCGGCAGAUGCGACCGGUCCAGGAGCAGCCAUUGGAUCUUGAGCGCUUCUUGUUAAUCAUUGCCUAUGCCUAUGAAGCUCGGCCGGAGGCUGCCGAAGCGUUCUGGUCUGAUCCAGACAGCAAUCUGGCGGGCUUCCUCCACUGGGCGUCGCGGCGCGCCUCCACUCCUCUCAUGACUGCCUUCUGUGAAAUGCUGCAGUGCCUCUCGGAAGACCCCGAGUCAGCAACGGCUGCGCAUAAUUUCUUAUUGGAUGAUGGCCACAAUGCAUCUGGCAAAAUGAGACAGCCGCUUUCUCUCACAUGGGCGCAGAUCCUGAAAGAGCUGGAGUACUUCGUCAACAAGACCCGGGAGCAGCCUUUGGCUAGCCAAGCCACGACAGCACGCACAAACAAGAUUGCUGCGGACCAGCUCGAGGUAGAACCCGAGACGGCGACCAUGAUCGAGUGCUACUUACGACUGAUGGCGAAGCUUGCGAGCAACAGUGAAGAUGCCAGGCUAUUCCUCCAUGGCCACCCAAAACUGACGGAUUUGCUGUUGCAGCUCGUUUGCAGCAUGUGCCAACACUCAACUAGGGCGUGCGCAUUCAGGGCUUUGGGCUCUUUCAUCAACCGCAAGACGUUGGCGGACAGCUAUGCGAUGUGGACCUCCCUGGAAGCCUGCCUCACUGGCGCCUUCAUUCCCACAUCGUCCGCAAGGCAACCCGGUACUGCAGGGGCCCUGCCUCCAUCCUAUUACAUGGAGGCGCUGUUUCAAGAGAUCAGCUCGUACGCUGACGAGGCCAGCUCCUUUGUCCAGCUCCUCACAACCUUGACAACGCUCCCUGAGGGAUAUGCUCCACUCAACGAUGUACUCCCGUUCCCAGAAGACCUGGGUUCUUCGACACGGAUUCACUCUGGCAUCGAGCCUUACAUCGACUUUGUUCUCGGCCAUCUCUUCGCCGUGAAGGUCUCAGAGGCUACAGAUACGAUUCAGAAGAGGAUUCUGCGCUUCGUCUGCCUCGACUUUGCGCUCACAUGUGUUUCAUCCUUCAACGAAGAUCUGGUCGUCUUCGGCAGUCAGGCAAACAUCGCCAUCGAUUCAUCUGUGUCGACGAAGAACCUCGCCACUUUCGUCAGCCUGCAUCCAUUCUCUCGCGUCAUGGAAUGGAUGUACGAUAGCAGAUUUAUCAGAAGCCUCCUCGAAGUGAUCAACCAGCCUGCAGCAGACAUUGGCCGCGCGGAACCGAACUCGCCACUCAUUCUCGGCGUGCUCCGUGCUGUUCAGCUGGUGUCGAAAGUACUAGACUUGCAAGCGACGUACCUCGAUUUGGUACGACCCAUCACCAAGCCGCAGAGCAAGCGCCAGAGCCAUUCUCCCUACAUGCCGACAUCAAACGGUGCCUUCGCGUCGAUUGAGGACGGGCUGCUUACAAGCCUGACUCUGGUGUCUGAUCUUGGCGGCUAUUGUGGAAUUGGCCAUCCAGAGCUGACCCUUGCCAGUCUCAAGCUCCUCGAGCGAAUCUCGACGUCCGCGCGUAUUGUCUCGGCGUGGGAGAUGGACGCGUAUGGCCAGCUCCGCCGCAAUAGAGCUAUCGUGGCUCUGGAGGAGUACGGAGCGGCAGACACGAUUGCCGGCUCGUUCCAAAACGAGCUGAGCACGCCACUGGACUCGAUCAGGCGCGCAGAUGCGCCUGAGUACAUGAUCAAAGUCUAUAUUCUCGACUUCUUGUAUACUUGCCUGCAAGCUAACCCUGACCGGCCCACCAUUGCUCAUCUUCUGCUCGGUUUCCAUUGUGAUGCCAGCUCACUCAGCAUAGAGCCCGGCAGCCCGUUUGACGAACGGACGAGUUUCUUCCAUUCGCUCCUGCCACUCCUGCUCGAAUUGCCGUCUCGGGACGAGAAUGGGGUAUCGCAGCAGUGGAUCAUCAAUCUCAAGUACAAAGUCAUGCGGCUCUUCAAGAUCUUAUGGACUUCGCAUCUGUCUGCGGGCCUUGUGCUCAGCGAGCUCCGAGAGAAUGAUUUUCUGCUGCACCUAAUGCUCGAUGGAAUCAUCGUGCAGCAAAGCACAUCGUGGGACGGGCCUCAGGCCAGUGGUGUUGACUUCCUUCUCACCCCUGCUGCACAAGGCUACGUAGACUACCUCGCAAUGCGAGCGAUGGCCAUGGACUACAUGACGCGAGAGCUAUGCAGCGUCUCGACGGGCCAGUCCCCCGCCCUCAAGCGACAAUACUUCGACGCUCUUGGCGGCCAGGUCAAAAUUGAUGGGUCGAACGAGCUCAUCCCAGUAGCAUCAGUGUUUGAAUUCCAAGAUUCCCAGACACAGGAAGCAAACUUUGAAGUUGCUGCGCCCAAGCUGGUCUUCCACGAGGGUAUCAAUCUGAGCAUAUGCCUCGAAGCAAACGACGAGUCCGGGAUGAUUUUCAACAUCAACAAAGUCCGAGAACUGCUCCUGCUGCGGAGGAACGAGUUGAGUUCCUCGGGACAGAUGAUAUCGCAGGCCGACCUUGCGCCGAUGGAAGUCGAGGAAGACUUCGUUGUUGAAUUCGCGACGCAGACGAACACACGAACCCAUAUGGCUGCUUACAGCCUCGAGGUGCUGCGUGCAUGGACGAGACUUCUCCUGGUCAUGACGGACUCGAACGACUACAAGGGUGCCAACAAGACAUCAUUCAUUCUGCAAACGCUGCAGGCCAUCCUGCCAAAUCUCGAACUGUACUCUACAGAGAUGCCCGUGGCUGCGUUCGAGCUCGCCGAGCUUGCCAAAGUACUGGUGUUCAAGCUCGACUUCGCUGCUAUGGCUUCGGCGGACCAGGAUAGUCGCGCAAUCGAGAGUCUGGUUAGCGACAAGCUCUUGCAGCUGCUGCAAGUCUGCCUCGGUGCCAUCACCCGGUGGAGUGGGGAUCCUGCCUUGCGCUCCAUAUACUACAGCAUCUGUUACCGGUACCUGACAAUGCUCAUCGACCACGGCGAGAGCGCCGCCACGGCCCGCCGCAAGACAGCCAAGAUGAUUCGUCUCUUUGGCGACAAACUCGUGACCGUCAUCUGCGAUGAUGCCUCGAGUGGCAUUCCUGCCUGCCAAGCAUCUGCUCUAAUUCUCCUCGGCACACUGGUGAACCUUGGACAGCAGGAAGGCGAUGCUUACGUGGUUGAGGCGCUUAACAAGCUUAAUUUCAUUGGAGUGCUCGUUGACUCGCUGCGGGAAGUGAUGCAGGAGUGGGUGGAAAUCAGUCAAUCAGGCAACUCUGAGCAGGAGCACUACCACAACGCCAAGCUUGCGCUGCUGUCACAGCUGUGCCAGACGCGGGAUGGCGCCAAGUAUGUCCUGCACGCUGGGCUGUUUCGCGCGAUCGAGCAGUCGGGCUUGUUCGGAGUCGAUCCGGAGCUGCAGGUGAGCUCUACGGACCCGCUGGCGCUGGAGCGGCAUUACGCCUUGCUCGUCAAGGUUACGCGGGUGCUUGGCGCGGCGAUCAUCAGCAGAGCCUCGCAUAAUCUGCUGCAGGGACGGCGGUUCCUGACGGAGCACCGCAUGCUCGUGAUGCACGUGCUGAAGCGGUCUGUGGGCAUCGGUUCCGGAGGCACGGGCCAGGCGGAGCGCAAGCUCGCUCAGCGUAUCGACGAGCUCGCCGAGGCGCUCCUCCUGAUUAUCUCCGCCACCGAGUUCCUCGAGUUCGAGGCUGGAUCUCUGCCCGAGUCCAAGCCAGGAGCCGUGCCGGUCUUUCACUAAUCAGCGAUGCCCGGAAGUGCUCGUGCACCGCGCGAAAGGUAUCCAGUCUUGCCGCGCUGGCCGUUCUCCCCCGUGGGGAGUGGCCUGUGCCGUGCGUCUUUGGAGGAGAAAACUACAGUACGCUAAAUAGACAUCUGGAGCAAAUAUGGAGAAUCUGCCUUCUUGCCGUAACGAUAGUUUCGGUUUGUGGUACUCUUCC